AUGAUUACGUCCAAGUCAGUAACCCGGGCGUGUGUUAUUGAUGGGAGAGGGCGCGGGGGAGGGGGCGCGGAAAGUGGGUCAGGAGGGGCGCGCAGUCGCGCGGCACUGCGCCCUCAGCCUCCAGCCAUGGCGGACGCUCCGCCUGAAGUCCUCGAGCUAAACGUAGGCGGCGUGCACUAUGCCACUACACGCGACACGCUGUUGCGCGAGCCGGACUCGCUACCAGCCGCCGCGUUGAACGAUCCGGAUCAUCCGCGUGACGCGCGUGGUCGUAUUUUCUUCGACCGUGACGGUGUUCUUUUUCGCUACGUUCUCGACUACCUCCGAGACGGCGGCCUAGUCUUGCCCGAAUGCUUUCGCGAACACAAGCGUCUGGCGCGCGAAGCCAAGCACUACAGAUUAGCGGGCUUGGAGCAUGCAGUUCGAGACGCUGAUCCGCGACCGCCGAACCGGGAACGGGGAUGCAUCACCGUCGGGUACCGAGGCAGCUUCGCUUUUGGUCGAGACGGUCUCGCCGAUGUUAAGUUCCGCAAGCUUUCGCGUAUUCUGGUCUGUGGUAAAGUAACACUAUGCCGAGACGUUUUCGGAGAGACGCUGAACGAAUCCCGGGAUCCAGACCACGGGCUUGCGGAUAGAUACACUUCGCGAUUCUUCCUUAAACAUUCCUUUAUCGAGCAAGCUUUCGACAUGUUGCAAGAGCAAGGGUUCAAGCUAACGGCCAGCUGCGGGAGCGGUACGGCCGGCGGCGCAGCGGAGCUGAAACCAGGAGUUGAUUCCGAGGAGAACCGUUGGAACCACUACAACGAAUUUGUGUUCGUUCGCGAGUAACAUCUCUCACAAUUGUGAUAUUGAAUCUCCUUACAUUGUUUGGGGCACGAUGCUUCCGUGGCUCGGCCACAGGUUUUAUAGAGACGUUUAAAUUAUUCACAGGUAAUUACUGACCAUAUAAAUAUAACCAUACUGAAUACUCUUACUUUAACUUACACUAUGAUAAUGUCAUCCUUACAUUAUAAACGUCUUAAUUUAAUACUGAUUACUAUAAUAGUUUAACAUUGUUUUACGAUACAUUGACACAUUAGUCAUUAAAUAAAAUACAGACAAUUAUUAUAUUUAAGUAUAUCGUUCUAGAGGUACUAUAAAUAUUUGAAAACUUAAAUUAAAAACAUGUUUACAUAGAUAAUAGAUAUGUAGAUAAAGCGAACUUAACUGUAUUUAUGGAUUAAAUAAGUAGCUAAAUGUAAAAGAAUAAAUGUAUAAAUAUUAAAUGUAGAAGUUAUCUACCUUUUAGAACUAAA
Messenger RNA from Melitaea cinxia (Glanville fritillary), 1295 nucleotides. It is a transcript of the gene Ktl, whose product is annotated as BTB/POZ domain-containing protein KCTD16. The transcript has a single exon. Gene Ontology annotation, biological process: protein homooligomerization. Lineage: Eukaryota; Metazoa; Arthropoda; Insecta; Lepidoptera; Nymphalidae. Bases 1 to 828 code for a protein of 275 amino acids. The record is from RefSeq and is a predicted model, not a curated record.